UGGCUCAAGUCCUGAUGUGGAUUUGAGCGAUCGGCCGGUGGCGAGUUCAGCAAUGGCAGGUUACAACGACAUGCCUGAUGAGGUAGUGGAUGUGGCCGUGCUGGAGGACCUGCGCACCAUUCGCCUCAGGAAACGGCCGCUGGGCGCUCCCAAGGCAGAUGAGGUGCAGCUGCAGAUGAACUGCGUGGGGAUCUGCGGCUCAGACAUGGCCUACUGGUCCAAGGGCAUGGCCGGGGGCUUUGUGCCACUGGACUUCUCGGAGGAGGGCCUGGGCCAGGGCUACUGCGGGCAGAUGGGCCACGAGUGCUCCGGCACGGUGAGGGCCAAGGGAGCCCAGGUCACCAACCUGGAGGUAGGGGACCGGGUGGCCUUAGAGCCGGGCGUGCCCUGUUCUGACUGCAAGCUUUGCCGCUUGGGGAGAUACAACCUCUGCCCCAAGAUGCGCUUCAUUGGCUCAGCCGUGAAUCGGGUGCCUGGCGCGUUGUGCCGCAAGUUCAACCACAAGGCCUCCUAUUGCUACAAGCUGCCUCCCAACGUAAGCCUUCAAGAGGGGGCAAUGCUGGAGCCGCUAUGCGUCUCACUGCAAGGUGUCACGCGCGCCAAGGUGGGGCCGGGCCACCACGUCUUCGUGAGUGGCGCGGGGCCCAUUGGCCUCAUGACCGCCAUGUGCGCGAAGGCCGCGGGCGCGGCCACGGUGACCGUCACCGACAUGGUCGAUGCAAAACUGGAGAAGGCCAAAGAGAUAGGUGCCGACUUCACACUGAGAGCAGACACGCCGAACUUGGCCCAAGCGCUGGAGCGGCUGAUCGGCGAGCAGUUCGACAUGAGCUUCGAGUGCUGCGGCGUGCCUGCGGCCCUGAACAGCUGCAUCCAGGUGACCAUCCCAGGGGGCGUGGUGUGCGUGGUGGCCAACCUGCCGCAGAGCAUCCCGCUGGACCUGCAGACGGCGGUGAGGCACGAAGUGGACAUCAUCGGGGUCUACAGAUAUUGCAACCUCUACCCCAGAGCCCUGGCCCUGGUGGCGAGCGGCAAGAUCAAUUUGCAGCCGCUGAUCUCCAAGAGCUUCCCUUUGGAGGAGGCCCAGAAGGCCUUCGAGCACUUUGCAAGCGGCGAGCCCAUCAAGGUCCUGAUCCAGGCGAACGCCCCGGAGGAUUGUGCAGUGUAGGGCUGCAAUGUCAGCAGUCAGAGAUGUGGCGGCUCAGGAGCCCGGAGCCGCUACUCAAAACGGCCGUAACAGUUGCCGUAACGGCCCACUUUGCCGGAUGGGCGCGCAG
This is a messenger RNA of Effrenium voratum, 1274 nucleotides long. Lineage: Eukaryota; Dinophyceae; Suessiales; Symbiodiniaceae. The record is from the annotation of a GenBank genome assembly.